AUGGUCGGCGCCACGAUCACAGAUCCGCCGUUCGUCCAUCACGAAAGUGAGAAUUCGUAUGUAAAAAUUAACCGAAAAACCUCAAUAAAUUUUCAGACGGCGCCAUUUUCGCUAUAGAUUGUCAUCCGAGCGGCGACAAAUUCAUCACUUGCGGACAGAAAUCAGUGAGUAUUUCAAUUGAACGAGAUUUUCGAAACGCGUCAGGUUCAAUAUCGACUUUUACUUUCAGAACAGCAGAAAUGGACUGGUUGUUGUGUGGAAUAUGGCUCCAGUUCUGGACGGCGGCAAAUGCUCGAGCGGAAAUGUGCCGAAGAUGUUGUUUCAUGUCCAAUCUCAGUGUAAGUAUCAUCUGCUUGAAUUUCUAGCCCAUUGUCUGUCUUUCAGCGUCCGCAAAUUCGUGUCGAUGGGCGCCAGACGGACGAAGAUUCGCAUUCGGGUCGGAUGAUUCUUCGGUGUCUGUCUGGGAGUACGGUGAGCGUCCGAAGUGUCCAUUUCUUUAAUAAUAUCUGGAAUAUUGUUUUAGUCGGUCGAAUUAACUCGGCAGGAAGUGUGACAGGAGGUGCUGGAAACGUGGAGAGGUACAAAGAAUGUUGCGUUCUGAGAGGACACAAUAUGGAAGUGCUGGCAGUCGAAUGGUCUCAGAAUGGAAAGUACUUGGCGAGCAGUUCGAUGGACCACAAGAUCCUCAUCUACAAUGCUCGGAAACUGCCCGAUCGUAUUGCAGUUCUCUCUUCUAGCGAAUCGGCGGUCAAGGGAAUGGCUUGGGAUCCGAUUGGCAAGUAUUUGGCCAGUUUGGAAGGAGACAAGAAGCUCAAGUUGUGGGCGACGGACAGUUGGCAGUGUGUGACGACGAUCGACGAACCAUUCGAAGACGUAAGUGGUUCUGGAACAUGAACUCGAAAGAGCAGGCAUUUUCAGAGUAAGGAAGAGACGAUGUUCUCCCGAUUGGACUGGUCCCCGGACGGAAAAUACCUUCUCACGCCCGCAGCCGUUAAGAACGGACAACCGCUGAUCAAGCUGAUUCAAAGACAGACGUGGAGAGCGGACCAUCAUUUGGCAGGACAUCGGAAGGGGACCACGUGUGUUCGCAGUCUGUCGCACAUGGUGAAUUUUGAAUUGAAGAAUGGAAAACGUCAUCAAGUGACGUUCGCCGCCGUCGGUUCCAGAGACAAAUCAGUCAGCAUUUGGACGUUUCCAGGAGUAUAUCGAUGAAAUAAUGUACUCAAAUCAUCAAGGAUUUCAUUUUCAGACAGUGAAACCGAUAAUGGUGAUCGACAAUCUGUUCCACCACUCCGUAAUGGACUUUGCCUGGUGCGGAACGAACCUUUUGGUGUGUUCGCAGGACGGAUCCAUCCGAGUGAUCACUAUCGACGAGCAGCUACUCGGGGAAGUUCUCAGUGACGCAGAAAUGGUACCUAAAACACUCGUCCAUCCUUUUUACUCCGUUUCCUGCUCAGAGUGACUUGUGCUAUCAAACCUACUCAAUCCGCCCGCCUCAAUACGAAUCACGCUGCUCCGAUGAUAAUAAUGAGGAAACGAGUAUUCUGGCUGCUGAAAGCAGCUCCGGAUCCGCCAACAACACCUCCUUCUUGACGUGCCCCGAAGAAAUUCUCAACAAGAGAAAGGUACUGUACAGACUGUCUACGUCUCUUCGAAUUCCCGCUCUUUCUUCCGAACAAAGUGUGAGACAUACAAAUGACGGAUGGCGGAUCAUCUUUUCUUCUUGGGAAUGUCUGCGUUUCUCGCUCUCUCUCUCUCUCUCUCUCUGUCUUCAAUUCGUAUCUCUUUUUUCGGCGACUUUUCAAAUUUCUUACUUGAAAGUCAGAAUACAGAGCUUUUGAUAAGUCGAAUUCUGAAUUCAUACCCAUCUUAUUUUUAUUUUUAGAUGCGAUUUGUGUACUUUUUGUGCUCAGACGUACGAAAUUUGAAAACAAACACUAAAAUGAUGUUUAAUCUCUGAUCGUGCUAUUGAUUUUUUUAUUGUUUCAAUUGUUUACUGACAUUUCUUUCAGAAAAUGGAAGAAUUACAAACAGUCGCUCGAAAAUCUCUUGCGCCCGCCGAGCCGAUGGAAGAAGACAGACCGAAGGAGAACAGAGAAGCGAAAGCGAAAGAGCAGAAAAUGAUCGAGGAGCGGAGCAAGCAGACAGAAGAGCGGAAAGACGGAAAGCGACGCAUUCAGCCAAUCUUUCUGGCCUCAACCGCAUUGGGAGCAGAUUCGGCGCCCGUUGAGACGGCGACAUUAACAAAAAAGAGUUCAAUGCCCGCAUCUGCUCCUCCACCGAAAAAGCGAAUUGCUCUGGCGCUCGAUGAGGUUGAUUUGGAGACGUCUAGCGAUUCAGAAGAAGACGAGGACGAAGAGGAAGAGGAAGAAGAAUCUGGAGUUGAGGAGGACCAGAGAAAGAGAAAAGUGCUGACGACGAGUCGACCGAUGCUCGCGAUGGAAUUGAAGAAGCCGCUGAUGAGAGCGAUGGAGCCGAAGAGCUUACAAACGACGGAAGGAACAGUGCUCAUGGAGGCUCCGGAGCAACAGCCAGCCAUCAACCACAACUUUCAAGACAGGAAAGGAAUGGUGGUGAAAGUGGACAACCGAUGGAAACACGGAGGCGUCGAGACGAGCCAGGUGAAGCUGGUAAAAAAGAAACACGCUGAAGAGCUGGACGGAGAAGACGACGACGGGGGAAGAAAGACGAUCCAGGAAACGGUGUGGAUGGUCAUCGUCGGCGCUCCGAUCAUCAUUGUGUCUGCUAACAAGUGAGUUUUUUACAUUGAAGCUGUCUGAAAACGUCCCUCAUUUUCAGACAUUUUGUGCUUCUUGGCUGCGGAGAUAAGUGUGUUCGUGUGUACCGCACGUUCUGUGGAUCCUUACUAGUAUCCCUUCGCCUCGAUUCUCUCCCAGUUCUGAUCGGAGUAAAAGAGCAUGCUGCGUACGUACUCACAGAAAACGGACGUCUUUCGACGUGGAAUCUGAAGACUCUGAAGUCCGUAAUGAGUCGAGUGCCGUUGUUCGAUUGCGUGGAGGCGGCGACAGAUAACUCUCUGAUCAGUGUGGAUGUUUCCGAGACGGGCGUUCCUCUGAUCGUCUUCUCGAACGGAUCCGUUUACACAUUCAACGUAAAUCUCUCCUGUUGGAUGCAAGCCAUAUCUACGAAUUUGCUCGGACGGCUGACGACGCCCAUUUCGGAUGCUCAAUUGGAUGUGGACGGAGUGAUUGCCACCGGACCGUUGGCACGUCUUCUGAAGCGAAUGCGGCGACAAACUACGGCUGCCGGAGUGGCUCCGCACGUGUCGCGAGCCGUGAAAGAGUCGCAGUUGGAGCAGUUGGUAAACUGCGCGGAACAGUUGGGUAAUCCCCAGGACUACCAGACGAUGCUUAAUUUGUACGUGGAGACGCUCUGUGAGAGUGGUAAGUUCCAAUAAAGCCACAACAGUUUCGAUAAUCCCAUUUUCAGGCGCCGAAAAGAAAUUGAAAAACAUAAUAAACGAGUUGUCGAAGAGCGGAGCGCCUUUGCAAGUAUGCGGGCUCCGUCGAGCUGCUCUUUACGAUGACGUCACUCGAAUGAUCAAGCUCCGCCAGCCGGCCAUCGCCGAAAGGAUUGUUGCCGGAGCAGCGGCGAACUUGAAGAGCAGGGCUCUUUUCUGA
Molecule: messenger RNA, 3641 nt
Organism: Caenorhabditis sp. 36 PRJEB53466
Lineage: Eukaryota; Metazoa; Nematoda; Chromadorea; Rhabditida; Rhabditidae
Source: the annotation of a GenBank genome assembly